Molecule: messenger RNA, 1310 nt
Organism: Ruditapes philippinarum (Manila clam)
Lineage: Eukaryota; Metazoa; Mollusca; Bivalvia; Venerida; Veneridae
Exons: 7
Coding region: 383-1183 (266 amino acids)
Source: RefSeq, a predicted model, not a curated record
AGGAAGACGUUUCCACGUUUUCAAAUAUAGAUUAACAAUAGAAGAUGUUACAUCUAUUCAAAGCAAAUAAAAUAUAUGAAACUUUGAAUUAUUCAAGAGAUACGUAAUAAUGUGGCAUUGAUCAUGCAUGAUUUUGGUACGACACAAUGACGAUAUUUAUCCGCAUAGUUUUAUCAUCAUUUAUCCAAAUAUGGAUCUUUCAAGAUGUUCUUUGCACAUGUUCUGGGUGGUCCGACGUGAAUACCAAUUUCAUCAUGUAUAUGUGCACCGAGCAGACGUUAUAUGAAGUUAUAUCCUAUAUUGAUUUGUCGAAAGUUCCAAAUAUCAAAAGAUAGACUGUGAAUGUACUAUAACACCAGGCUAUAAUGCAUCGGUAUUUAGAAUGUAUUUUAUGAAAGGUCCUGAAGCACACGAUGUUCAAAUGAAUCUCAACGAUGGUGUUUUAACUCCGAAGACAUCACUACAUACUACUCUUUCACAAAAAUCCACGCUUCGUUUUUCUGCUUCUCAGCAAGGCAGUUGGGACGGCACAUGUAUAUAUGUUUAUCAAAAAGGGCAAGAAAUGGAUAAUAUUCACCCUUUCAAAUUCACAUGCACUGCACCUAGAAUUUACAAAAGCACAGUCAUCACAUCGACAACGAGGAACAUUCCGCAAAAUGUAAAACGCUUUGACACAGGUCUCGUUGCAGGAGUUAUUGUUGGACUUUUAAUCCUGAAUGCUCUAGUAGCUGUUGGUUAUGUUUGUAUAAGAAGAAAGUGUAAAAUUAACAAAGAAAACGGCCAGACAAAGGAAGCUGUUCAGUCAGUAUCUGGACAGUUGGCGCAACAGAGUCUACAAGAUAAUCAGAAUACAGGAGCAACUAAUGCCAAUGCGUAUGAAAGGUUAAACAUGCAUGGUAUCGGUGACCAACGAGAUGGGGACUAUCAGCAAUUAAAGGGGGAAUAUGAAUAUGUGUAUGAAGACACAGAAUCAAACGAUAAAGACAGAGACACUGGAACAGUCCAACAAAUGGCGGGAAAUGUAUCGAUGCACCCUGGCACAAAUGUUGAAAUUGGAGAACAGACUGUACAGUUGUACAGUGAAAUACAACCAGAGAACAUUGUGAACGUCUAUGAACAGCUGAGCAGUUAUAAAAAUGACAAUCCAGCUGUUGAUAUGUACCAACAAUUAGAUUUUAAGUAAAAUCUUAACCAUCUGCUAAAAUAAAUUAAAUCAUAAGCUUGGAAUCGUUUCACCAUAAAAUAUAAAUUACUGUAUUUCUCUUAUCUGAUUGUUUUUACAUACUUUUGAUACAUACUUAUCAAACAUA